AUGAAUAUCGGCGAUCCCGCUUGGCUGGAUACUGGCCAUGGAUAUUCAGUGCCUGUAAUCAUCAAAGACUUGGACCCGAUCGUCAUUGAAUCUGUUGUUUCGGGCCAAACAAUGGUUGUCGAAGAGCCUUCACGCUUGAACACCAGAAAAGAGACCAAGAUCCAUGUUCAAGAUGUUUUAGAAUUGAGCGAUCCAUCCGAAUCCCACAUCUUGUAUGCUCUACAGGAACGCUUUCGGAACCGCAGGAUUUAUACGGCCUUGGGCGAGCACCUCGUGUUCAUUAAUCCCAACGAACCGCUGCCGAUUUAUGACGGUUCCGUCCUCGCACAGAUUGUCAAAAAUAAGAGCGACAAAGCGCAUAUUUUCUCGUUGGUUCGGAAUGUGGUCAAUAAGAUCCGUGAUGGUUCUACGGCGGAAACGAUUGUGUUCCGGGGCGAAACCGGAUCCGGGAAAACGUUUAAUGCUGCACAGGCUAUGAACGCCUUGGCCUCGUUGGCACCAUCAAGGAAGCGACCAAUCACACAGAAUCACAUGGAAGCUCUAAAUCGUGUCUUCCAUUCAUUCGGUACGGCUCGAACUGCCAAAAAUCCAAACUCAACGAGAUUUGGUUAUGUCUUGGAGUUCCUUUUGAAAGAUCGGAACAUCGAAGGACUAGCGAUCCGCCACACGUUGCCAUUAGAACUUGGAAGAGUAGUGGCCCACCGAGCCCCAGAAAAGACCUUUAACGUCUUCUACGAGAUUGUCGCUGGUCUAUCGGAAGCUCAAAAAGAGGAGCUGGAAAUGCUGGAGGAGAAGAAGUUCUUUUAUCUAAGCCAGGGGGCAUUGAAUGACCCGACUGACAACACCGAUGCUGAGAAUUUUGCGAAAUUGGAUUUGGCUUUCGAUACUCUCGGAUUUUCCGAGGAGCAACGAUCAUUCGUCUAUCGUAUUCUUGCCGUGAUCUUGCAUCUUGGGAAUACCUAUUUUAAGAACACAAAGAAUGCUAAUGGAACCGAGGGUGUCGAACUUGGAUCGGGUCGUGAAAUUAGCACCACAGCUCGGCUUCUUGAAAUCAACGAAGCGAAAUGGGGAGCUCAUUUCGAACACAAGUUUUGGAAAACCGAUGAUGGAAUUCAAUCUGCUAAUUUGAACAUUAACCAGGCCUUGGAUUGCCGUGAUGGUAUCGCUCAACUCCUGUACGAAGAGCUUUUUGCCUGGAUUCUAAACCGAAUUUCUCAAAAUUUCAAGUGCCCUGAACAUACCGCUGUUAUUCGUAUUGUCGAUAUGUAUGGAUUCGAGCGCUAUGCCGCAAACAGUCUGCAACAAUUGUGCAUCAAUGCUGUAAACGAGCGUGUGCAUGGUUUUUACCUGAGAAAGGUUUUCGAGGAGCCAAUUUCGGAAAUGGCCAAGCAGGGGAUUAAGCAAAGCUUCGAGUACCCCGGUGUUGAAAACGCAAAGACGAUCGAACUUUUGUUCAAGAAGCCAACCGGACUGUUGCCGUUACUAGACGAUGAAUGCAAAUUCCCGAAGGCUACUGAUGAAACGUAUCUACAACAUACGAAUUUGAAUCAUCUCGACAAAAGCGUCUACGGGAAAUCGAGGAAUAAGGACAAGUGUGAAUUUUCGGUCCGCCAUUACGGUGGAACUACAUGGUAUUCGAUCGUUAAUUACAUUCAUUCAAAUCGCCGUGCAGUACCGGCUGGCAUGAUCCAUGCCCUUAGCCAAAGCCACAAUCAGAAUAUCCAGUUGAUGUUCCGGGCAAUCUGUGGCGGCCGUGAAUUUGGAGAUUAUAUUGUGUAUGCUGGCCUGCAGCAUUCGAAAUCAAUUCAACAGAUUAUUCAAGCGCUCCAUGGCACUUCGAUCCACUUCGUCGCUUGUGUCCGUGCUAACUCCGAACGACAAGUGGCCAAAUUCGAUCUGCCUACAGUAUCUCGGCAAUUGAGAUCCCUUACAAUCCUGGAUUCCGUCUCCUUCCGCGUCAACAACCCGACGAUGCGAUUUGAGCAAGCAGAAUUUGCGCGUCGCUUCCGAUGUUUGCUCCCGGGGAUGAUUGCUGUGCAUCAGAAGCCUGAAGAAAUCAUCAACGAUAUUCUGACGGGCCAAGGAUUUGCGUACCAGGACGAUUAUCAAAUUGGCCCGCAAUCAGUGUUCGUCAGUGAGAAAUUGUGUCGUCGUUUGGAAUCUCGUCGGGAAGCUGUCAUCGACGACGCAGUAGUGGUUCUGCAGAAAGGCUUGCGGUGUCUGAUUGUUCGGCGUCAGUAUGUAAAGCAGAGAAAAGCAGCCCUACUCAUCCAGUCUGCAUUCCGAGGAUGGCUGGCUAGAAAACGGUACAUCGACUUGCUGGACAGCCGUCAGAAGACCCUAUCGCAAGAGGCCCGAAAGAACAAGCGGCUACAGGCCUAUCAAGAAAUUGCAAAUGGUGCUCAAGAAGCCGGGGAGGAUGAGGUGACGCUUGGAUCUGUCGCUCAUUUGGAUGUUGGAGAGGACAUUCGAAAGACGUUGGAGAGUCCGUUUGGUGGGAAGAAGACGGAGACCAGAACCCUUCAUAAUUAUCUGUCCACACCCACUCGUCUUAUUAAACCAACCGUCCAACCGAUGACUAUCGAACAGUUUGCAGAACAGAACUUCAAAGGCCAUCUCCUGGAAGUUCGUCGUUCCCCCAUCGCUACCCCUUUCUUGCUCAAGACCUGCGAGGCCGAUUUCCAGCUUUCACUCUCUAUGUUCAAGCUUGUACUCAAGUACAUGAAUGAUGCUACUCUCACCGGGGAAAAGCUACAAGUACUGGCAAAGAUUAUCGUCCAAAUGGCCAUCUCCAACAUUCAUCAACGCGACGAACUAUUCAUUCAACUGGCCAAUCAAACUUAUAACAACCCACGGAAAGCUAAUGCGGAUCGGGGCUGGACGCUGGUGCUGUGCGCCUUGAACUCUUUUCCACCAAGCCGACUUGUACUACCAAUGCUGCUUGGUUAUUUCCAGGAGCAGCAGAUGCCUUUGAAAGGCUGCCUGGUCGAAGCUCUUUUGAGGAAAGUGAAGACAAUGGAUCCUACUGCUUCACGUAUCUAUUCUUCGAAUCGUUUGGAACAGUUGUCUUUCACCGCCAGACAAGGCAUGACCGUCCAAGUUGAAACCCCUGGAGGUGAAACCCUUCUAGUCGAGGCUCAACCCUGGGCUACUGUAAAUGAAAUGGCUGGGAGAAUUUUGCGAGAAAGGGGCGUUACGAACAGUGAUGGUUGGACUGUAUCGGUCGAGUCAGAAGAGCAAAUCUACGCACCACUUGGAGGCGACUUCUUCCACGACGUCAUCUGCGAGAUCGAAGGUGUGGACAAUGACAGGCCCCUCUUUUUCAAAUAUUCGAAUGCCGGCUUGACUGUUACUCAACCGAAUGGGCCUCCUGCUACGGAAACACGUUUGAAUCGCGUCAGAAGUUCACCAGUCGAGAAGCGUCGCGUCAGGAAUUUCUCGGCUCAAACAAGGGAUAGCACAACUGACGAUUCCUCGAAUUCCCCUCGAAGCCAAGAUGAGGGUGAUCGGGAGAAUGUUUAUAGCUACACAAUGCCAAGAAAAAAGGGGCCUAGAAGUGUUUCUGAAGAUCCACGUGGGGCAUCGAGGGCUAGUACGCUGGGGAGAGGAGAGCGAAACCGUAGUCGCGGGGAUGAAUAUGACACGAUCGAUGAUCGCCCAGUCUCUCGUGUCAACCGAGCCCCAUCACAGAAUACGUUGAGGAGGUAUCACGAUAGCCAACAAGCCUUUUCCAUCGCACAACCAAUAGCCCAACCCAUUUAUGUUCCCCAAGGCGGCGUGCAAUUCAUGCCCAUGAUGAUGAUCCCUACGAACGGCGGAAAUAUGAUGCAACCGAUCUAUGGAACAAUGCCACAACCGAAUCCUGAGCCUCGCCAUCAUCGUGAGUUUUCCAACGACUCCCUCGAUGAUGCUGCUCCGUCAAGGCGCACUCCGGCCUCCCGCCUAACCGGUCGUGCCCCUAGCACGGAUCGUGUCCCAUCAGAAUAUUCAAACCUUAGCGUCGCUUCCAGGAUUCGCAGAAUCCCGGUUCCACGGGAAAAUGGUGACGUUGACAGAUUCCUAGAUGAAGUUUUCGAUCAGGUGUUGUCCCCGCAAGAAUUAAAAAGGACCAAGCUCCCGACCAGUAUGUUGGCCGCCUCUAUCAAGGGAGGACUUGGAGACGUGAAGAACCGUCAGCCCAGUCGCGAUCGUGAAGGCUACGGUAGUAGCGACUACGACUACGUAGAAAGACGAGAUGUUCCGUCACGCAGCAAUGGACAUUAUGAUGGAAAUAACAGCAGCGGCAAAUAUUAUGAGCUGGAUGACGAUCGAGACCGGACACCGGUGAUGGCUAAUGGAGAUAAUGAUCAAAUGAUGUGUAUGCCACAAGGAGGUUCAUUGGCAAACUCGCAAAUGUCUCAUGUGCCCAGUAGCCGCCUAUCUUCUUACGAUUAUGAUGAUGGCUCAGAUUCACCAAUCGGAUCCACAUCCCGGAUUCCAGACGGCUACGAUCAAACGGGGAGAACCUAUGCGUGCACAACUAGCUUCACGGGAUGCCACAAUGACACCAUCGGAUUAAACCGUAUUCCCACAGAACUCUAUCGUGUUGUCCAGAAUCAGGUUUCUAACAGCGAGCACCCAACGCCGCAUAAAUUCCCGUUUAAUGGGAUUCACUUUGCAAAAGAACAAGCUAAGAAGGAACGCGAGGCUCUAGAUAAACUAAACGAGGCCAAUAAGCACCUUCCACCUCCAAUCGAUGCUGUUCGACUAUUCCGGCCAAAAAUCCAGAAGAAAGAAGAACCCGUUGGGACGCUUGAAAUUCCCGAAGAACCACCAGCUAUUUGCAUUGUACCUGCAAAGAAAGACUGGGGCUCGGAAGUUCAGCGCUCAAAUACACGACUGCUCAGUCCGGAGUCUCAUGCUUCUCCGAUUCCAGAACCACAACCAGCACGCCAAGUCCCAGUUUUCCUGCCAAGAGCCCCAUCUCCGGUCCGCCAAAGACCAGCCUUGAGCUAUGUGAAGCAGCCAUGGAAGCUGACCAUCCGGAAAGAAAUGUUCUAUCCCGGAGAGCGCCUUGAUGAUCCCGUCAUGAUUUCCCAAGUCUUUUCGCAAAUCAUCGACGACUGCAAGAAGUUCAUCCCCUACCGUAUACGAGCUCAUGAGCGCGAAAAUGUUAAAGGGAUCUUAAAGGAUAGCAAAGUCCCACCAGAACUACUGGCUCGUCAAGAUGAGAUUCCGGUCGGAGUGAAGGCUCGCGUCGUUGAAGCGGCUCGCCGCUGGCCACUUUAUUUCUCGCAAAUCCAUGAGGUGGUUGAAAUGCGUGGAAAUGAAAAUAUCUACCUAUUAUUGGCCCUGAGUGAAACGGGACUCCGACUUCUUGUGCAAAACCCAAUGCAAAAGGAAUCGCCCCUAAAAAUUCAGGAUCAUUUCGACUUCGACGAUAUUCGUGGGGUUGAUGUUCAACUUGUCGAUCAGCUUGUGCUGACCACAAAGAGUGGAAUGAAAGUCGUCCUGCGCACUCAACGCGCUGAUUAUAUCAAGGCACAGAUGGCCAAGUGCUUUGAUGGUGAAGUCAAGGAAAAGGUCUUCAUGCGUGCCGUUACGGACUAUAUUACUAAGGAGCCGAAUUUGCUCAGUUUCGUUAAGGGAGACGUCAUCGAAAUCCUCACACCUGAGGAUGAGGUGGUCCCCGUCGGAUGGCUGCACGGCCGGCUUGGCAACCGAUACGGCAAUCUACCAAAAGAUUAUGUAAAGCCGUUAAAUGCUCCGCUCGAUGACCACCCACUUCCACCGCCAAUCAUCACCGAUAUCGCCGACCCAGCCCCACCACCAUUACCCCUCGACGAUAUCGACAUCAACGACUACAACUUCGAGGACAAUGCUUAUGAAUUGGGAAUUGGAAAUGAUAAGCAUACGAUGAUGGAGUUUGCUUUGAUGUACUAUCGGAGUCAAGGCAAUGAGAGCGGCAAGGGAAAACGUGGAAAGCAAUGGACAUGGAGAGAUGUUGCAGACAAAGUGAAAUGGACAGAUCGCCCGAUCCAGCACUCACUGAUUCGCAUCGAUAAUGCCGAGGCAAACAAAAUCGCAUGUGAAGCGUUUGGAUGUAUUCUCCGUUAUAUGGGGGAUGAAAACAUGAAGAAGAGCGAGACGAAAACGGAUUGUGUCUAUCGCUUGUUGCUGAUUUGCCAGAAGAACGAGGCGAUGAGGGAUGAAGUUUACUGCCAGAUAAUCCGGCAGACGACCAGCAAUAGGAGUGCAAAACCUGACAGCCUGGCCCUGGGAUGGCGAUUGUUCUCCGUACUGACCGCCUACUUCUCAAGUUCCCCGGCGAUGUGGCCGUACUUGACAAAAUAUAUCGCCGAGACAGCCAACGACGUUCGAAGGGCUUGCCAUGGCACCGCUCAAUUGUGCCUGCAAAAUCUAUCGAAGACCAAGCGAUAUGGUGGCAGGCGCUUUUUGCUGUCUGGCGCUGAGCUUGAGCAAAUCACAAUGCAUGGAAACCACAUCAAGCGACAACACUAUUUACUCCCUGGCGGCCACUCAAAACUGGUCAAUACAAAGACCGUGACAGUUGUUGAAGAAAUCCUGCAAGAUCUCUGCAAUGGCUUGAAUAUCCGAAGUCCCGCCGAACAACAAGAAUUCUGCGUCUGUAUUGCUGUCCCGAAUCAGAGCCUAAUCUUUGCUGCAAACGACGAGUAUGUGCUGGAUAUUUGCACCGAAAUGGAGCAUAAGAAUAAGGAGUUUGAAUUCAUCCUCCGACGUACCGUAUGGAUCCACCCGCUGCGUCUGGAUAAUAUUAUGUACAUCGAUGUGAUGUUCCACCAGAUACUGCCCGAUUACCUUGAUGGUCUCUUCUGCUCGCAUAUGUCUGAUGGUAACUUGAGUGCAGCAGCAAUGGAUGAUAUCGCCAAGAUGGGAGCGUAUUUGUACUUCUCAUCCGAACAACGCGGAACAAAUAUCAUUACACCGAGGAAUAUCUAUUCCUUAAUCCCGGCUACUGUAAUCGAUCGUUCGAUUGGGCCUGAUCAAUGGGCUAGUCGAGUUCAACACAAGAAGAACCAGAUCGGCACGCUGCAGCAUUUGGACCCGGAGAUGAAUGUGACGGCCGCAAGGAUGCAUUUCUUGCAAAUCCUCGAGAAAUGGCCACUAUUUGGAACGACAAUGUUCCCAGUACAACGCACCGAACGUGGUGCAACCAAAGAAGACAUGGUGUUGGCUAUCCAGCGCCGAGGUGUCCAACUCCUAACCCCAAUGACCCAUACGGUUGUCGAGGAAUGGCCUUUUACCCAGAUUCUCGCCACCAACAAGUUCGAAAAGGAUCGUGAAAUGAUGCUUGAUCUGAAAAUUGGCACGAUGCGUGAACACGUCACGAUAACGCUACAAACAAAUCGGGCCGUUGACAUUAUCCGCCUCCUCGGCCAAUACACCUAUGUGGAUUCUCAAAACAAGUCGACUGCCUAU
This is a messenger RNA of Mesorhabditis spiculigera, 7440 nucleotides long. Lineage: Eukaryota; Metazoa; Nematoda; Chromadorea; Rhabditida; Rhabditidae. The record is from the annotation of a GenBank genome assembly.